This is a messenger RNA of Gadus morhua (Atlantic cod), 2672 nucleotides long. Its product is annotated as zinc finger protein 2 homolog. The transcript has 8 exons. Gene Ontology annotation, molecular function: RNA polymerase II cis-regulatory region sequence-specific DNA binding; DNA-binding transcription activator activity, RNA polymerase II-specific. Gene Ontology annotation, biological process: regulation of transcription by RNA polymerase II. The record is from RefSeq and is a predicted model, not a curated record. Lineage: Eukaryota; Metazoa; Chordata; Actinopteri; Gadiformes; Gadidae. Gene Ontology annotation, cellular component: nucleus. The coding region runs from base 101 to 2548 and encodes 815 amino acids.
UGUGUCCAGUUUCAAGGCCCGCAGCAGAGCGUUCUCAUUGGCCAGAUCCUUGUUGGGGGAUGCCUUGCCACACAAUAGGGGAUAUAAUGGUUUGAUCCAGAUGCCUCGGACACCAGCCUUCCGAGUUGGAAUUAGGAACAUCUCCCUGCUUUCUUGCGGCAUUUCACGGAGGUACGCCUGUUGGUUUCUAUCCACAACGGAGUAUAAUAUUUUAAUGAACAUGUUACCGUGCGGUCCAACUUUGGAAGUACAGCUUUCGUCCAUAAUGGACGUACUUGCGAAAGCUGCUGUAUCUGAAAUUAGCCAACUUUUCUUGGAAGGCUCGGCUACAUUUCGCUUACAAAUAACUCGGAGCCUGAAAGAAAACCAAUCGCUGAGGAUGAGAAUGAAGGUGAUGAGGAGUGAGCUGUUUUCUUUGCGGCUUCAAACGAGAUCAAAUGCAUCGUGUGCGGCAAGUCGUUUUGCCCUGGCUCGAGCCAACAUCUGCAAACCACAGACUAAACCACUGGGAAAUGGAGAAUGCGAUGACUUUGGAGACCGCAGCACACAGCGCGGCGCCCCCUCAGAUGGUCUGCAUGUGGACGCCCCUGGCUCCUCCCACCUGUCCAGUCAUAGCGAGGAGCUGAGGAUCCUGAGCGUCCACGGAAAAGGGGAGGGCCCACUGGCGCUGGACAGCAAUGACACACUGAGCCUGGAGCGCGGCGAGCAGCUGGUCCACCGUGAGGAGCUGACUGGGCAGCUGCAGACCCCAGACACCAUUUUAAUCAAGGAGGAAGAGGAUAUUGGAGGAGACAUGCCCGCUGUAGAAGAUUGCGAUGACUUUGGAGACCACAGCACACAGCGCGGCGCCACCUCAGAUUGUCUGCAUGUGGACGCCCCUGGCUCCUCCCACAUGUCCAGUCACAGCGAGGAGCUGAGAAUCCUAAGCGUCCACGGAAAAGGGGAGGGCCCACUGGCGCUGCGCGGCCAUGACGCCCUCUUCACCGCGUCCAAACGGGACGCCAAGAACUCUCUGUCUGCAGACCACAGCGUAGUAAAGAGCCUGGUGCGCGGCGAGCAGCUGGUCCACCGUGAGGAGCUGACUGUGCAGCAGCAGAACCCAGACACCGUUUUAAUCAAGGAAGAAGAGGAUAUUGGUGGAGGCAUGCCCGCUGUAGGAGAAUGCGAUGACUUUGGAGACCGCAGCACACAGCGCGGCGCCACCUCAGAUAGUCUGCAUGUGGACGCCCCUGGCUCCUCCCACCUGUCCAGUCAUAGCGAGGAGCUGAGGAUCCUGAGCGUCCACGGAAAAGGGGAGGGCCCACUGGCGCUGGACAGCAAUGACACACUGAGCCUGGAGCGCGGCGAGCAGCUGGUCCACCGUGAGGAGCUGACUGGGCAGCAGAACCCAGACACCGUUUUAGUCAAGGAAGGAGAGGAUAUUGGUGGAGGCAUGCCCGCUGUAGAAGACUGCGAUGAGUUUGGAGACUGCAGCACACAAGACGGCGCCACCUCAGUUAGUCUGCAUGUGGACGCUCCUGGCUUCUCCCACAUGUCAGGUCACAACGGGGAGCUGCGGAUCCUGAGCGUCCACGGAAAAGGGGAGGGCCCACUGGCGGUGGAUGUCCAUGACAACCUCUUCACCGUGUUCAAACCGGAGGCUCUGAGCUCGCUGGCCGCGGAACACAGCGUGGGAAAGAGCCUGGAGUGCGGCGAGCAGCUGGUCCACCGUGAGGAGCUGACUGGGCAUCGGGGCAGCGGCAAGGACCGGCACGCUGUGUUGUCUGGAGAGGGUUUACCCGACGAAACCAAUAUGGUCAUCCACAGGCGUACCCACACCGGCGAGAAGCCGUACGGGUGUGAUCAAUGCGUGAAGCGCUUCAGUACGGGCUCUCUCCUGAAGGCUCACAUGAGGAUUCACUCCGGGGAGAAGCCCUACAGGUGUAACCAAUGUGUGAAGUGUUUCAGUCACAGCUCCACUCUGAAGGCCCACAUGAGGAUUCACUCCGGGGAGAAGCCCUACAGUUGUGAUCAAUGCGUGAAGCGCUUCUAUAAGAGCUCUCACCUGAAGAGCCACAUGACGACUCACACCGGGGAGAAGCCCUACAGUUGUGACCAAUGCGUGAAGCGCUUCAGUCAGAUCUCCGACCUGAAGAUCCACAUGAGGACUCACUCCGGGAAAAAGCCCUACAGGUGUAACCAAUGUGUGAAGUGUUUCAGUCACAGCUCCACUCUGAAGGAGCACAUGAGGACUCACUCCGGUGAGAAGCCCUACAGGUGUAACCAAUGUGUGAAGUGUUUCAGUCAGAGCUCCACUCUGAAGAAACACAUGAGGACUCACUCCGGUGAGAAGCCCUACAGGUGUAACCAAUGUGUGAAGUGUUUCAGUCACAGCUCCACUCUGAAGGAGCACAUGAGGACUCACUCCGGUGAGAAGCCCUACAGGUGUAACCAAUGUGUGAAGUGUUUCAGUCAGAGCUCCACUCUGAAGAAACACAUGAGGACUCACUCCAUGGAGAAGGCCAGCUUCAGCGACGCAAAUAAAGAGCCAAUGGGGUGCUUUGAUUGACACCCCUGUCCUGUAUUUGUUGAAAUGACUGCUGUCGUUUAUUUUUUUGCUUUAAAAGACGCUUCCAACUCUUCAAGCAUCAUCUGUUUUUAUUGUAGUAAAUAAAUGAUGCCUGUCUGAUGAA